AGAGACAACGACUUCCUGCUCGAUCCGAUCCGUGGGCUACUCUACGAGAGACGAGAGGAGCGAUGGCUGAGCUCAGAUGGAUUAAAGCCUCUCGGUUUCUGGUUCUGGUGCUUCAGUUUACAGCAGCAGCAACAGGACAACGUCACCACUCCUUCACUGUCAGAGAUGGAGAUGAAGUCUCUUUGCCUUGUUUCAAUGUGAUGGAUGAUCAUAAUAACUGUGACUCGACUGAGUGGAUCUUUGUUCAUUUAAAGAGUCCACUAGCAGUAUAUCUGGUGACAGAAGGGCAGAUUGUUGCUGAAGCCAAAGAUAAAUCAGACAGACUGAGUGUUUCAGAGAAUUGUUCUCUGGUUAUAAAGAAGGUCACCGAUGAAGAUGUUGGUCAUUAUGCGUGCAUACAGUACAGAUCAGGACAACAACAAGUUCAAGAUGCUAAGGUUAUUCUGUCUGUUGUGACCAUGACUGAACACAAGGACUCUGAGGAGGUGAUCUGCUCCUUGUCCACAUAUAGAACUUGUAGACUCAAAAUGAAGUGGAUGAUUGAGGAAGAAGAGGUGGAGGAAGACCACCAAGGCGUGAUGACAUCACAGUCUUCCUGCUCCGCCUCUCUGAAGGUGAAGACUGGUUCCUUUAACACAUUGAGGUUUAAUUCAUGGAUGUGUGAAGUGACCGUUGGCGACCAAGUGCAGAAGUUUACGUUCAGAAAUCCUCCUUCAGGUGAUAAAACAGGUGAAGACACAACAACAACAACAACAACAACUGAAGAUGACACUAUUUCAGCAGCAGCAACAGGACAAGAUUACGACUCCUUCACUGUCAGAGAUGGAGAUGAAGUCUCUUUGCCUUGUUUCAAUGUGAUGGAUGAUCAUAAGAACUGUGACUCUACUUAUUGGAUCUUUUAUGAUUUAAUGAGAACAGUAGCAGUAUUUCUGGUUAAAGAAGGGCAGAUUGAUGCUGAAGCCAAAGAUAAAUCAGACAGACUGAGUGUUUCAGAGAAUUGUUCUCUGGUUAUAAAGAAGGUCACCGAUGAAGAUACUGGUCUUUAUGUGUGCAGACAGUACAGAUCAGGACACCAACAAGGUCAAUAUGCUGUGGUUGAUCUGUUUGUUGUGACCAUGACUGAACACAAGGACUCUGAGGAGGUGAUCUGCUCUGUGUCCACAUAUGAUAAACCAUGUGGACUCAAAGUGAAGUGGCUGAUUGAGGAAGAAGAGGUGGAGGAAGACCACCAAGACGUGAUGACAUCACAGUCUUCCUGCUCUGCCUCUCUGAAGGUGAAGACUGGUUCCUUUAACACAUUGAGGUUUAAUUCAUGGAUGUGUGAAGUGACCGUUGGCGACCAAGUGCAGAAGUUUACGUUCAGAAAUCCUCCUUCAGGUGAUAAAACAGGUGAAGACACAACAACAACAACAACAACAACAACAACUGAAGAUGACACUAUUUCAGCAGCAGCAACAGGACAAGAUUACGACUCCUUCACUGUCAGAGAUGGAGAUGAAGUCUCUUUGCCUUGUUUCAAUGUGAUGGAUGAUCAUAAGAACUGUGACUCGACUGAGUGGAUCUUUUAUGAUUUAAAGAGUCCAGUAGCAGUAUUUCUGGUUAAAGAAGGGCAGAUUGAUGUUGAAGCCAAAGAUAAAUCAGACAGACUGAGUGUUUCAGAGAGAUGUUCUCUGGUUAUAAAGAAGGUCACUGAUGAAGAUGUUGGUCUUUAUAACUGCAUACAGUUCAGAUCAGGACACCAACAAGUUCAAUAUGCUGUGGUUGAUCUGUCUGUUGUGACCAUGACUGAACACAAGGACUCUGAGGAGGUGAUCUGCUCUGUGUCCACAUAUGAUAAACCAUGUAGACACAAAGUGAAGUGGCUGAUUGAGGAAGAAGAGGUGGAGGAAGACCACCAAGACGUGAUGACAUCACAGUCUUCCUGCUCCGCCUCUCUGAAGGUGAAGACUGGUUCCUUUAACACAUUGAGGUUUAAUUCAUGGAUGUGUGAAGUGACCGUUGGCGACCAAGUGCAGAAGUUUACGUUCAGAAAUCCUCCUUCAGGUGAUAAAACAGGUGAAGACACAACAACAACAACAACAACAACAACUGAAGAUGACACUAUUUCAGGCUGGUGGAGGGUCAUCUUGGUGCCGGUUGGGUUAGCAGCUCUCAUCAUAAUAGUUGUGGCCGUCAACAUCUGGGCAAGAAUGAAAGGUGAAGAACAUCCACAUAUUAAAGCUCAUGAAAGAGGAUUUUACUGGAACUAAAGUCGACUCUUUCUUUUGUCUCUUCAGAGAAGAAACCUCCGGAAUGAAAUUGAAAACUCCAAAGAAUUUUUUUUGUGUACAUUUCUGAGAAUAUCUUUCAGAUGGAAAUCCUGCUUGUUGAGAAAAGAGUUUAAUGAUCUGUUCCUGCAUGAGUUGUGAACAUGUUUCUCACCUGUUCACGACACAGCAGCUGAUCUUAACUUCAUUUAACAGGAACGAACAUUUAACUCUGAACUUCCUUUUUUUAUCUUCCAGCUGAACAUUUCACAGCUGAUCUGAACAUUUACUAUUUAUAGGAUAACUCCUUUUAAUCCACUUUCAUUCAGCAUUCACAUAUCUGUGAGGGUGUGCCUGUGUUCCAAUGGCUGUUCAGCCUCAAUGGAGUCAGCACCUCUUCUCUUAAUGUAAUAUCUGAUCACUAUAAGAUCUGCAAAUAAAGAGAGUUGUUUUCUA
This is a messenger RNA of Pseudoliparis swirei, 2702 nucleotides long. RefSeq lists its product as uncharacterized. The transcript has 11 exons. Gene Ontology annotation, molecular function: MHC class II protein binding; protein tyrosine kinase binding. The record is from RefSeq and is a predicted model, not a curated record. Gene Ontology annotation, cellular component: external side of plasma membrane; membrane raft. The coding region runs from base 63 to 2249 and encodes 728 amino acids. Lineage: Eukaryota; Metazoa; Chordata; Actinopteri; Perciformes; Liparidae. Gene Ontology annotation, biological process: positive regulation of ERK1 and ERK2 cascade; interleukin-15-mediated signaling pathway; T cell activation.